AUGGGAUUCGAGCCCGAGACAUACUACCUCGGACCGAACAAGCACUGCCCCAACAACGACAUGCCCGUCCUGAUCUAUCGCGACUGUCUCCCUCUCCCACUCUCCGAAGCCAAGACGACGGAAUUCCUGGAAUCGCACGCCUGGGAGAAGAAAGGCACCUGGGGUCACAUCUCAUAUAGGCAUUUCCAUCCCAACACGCACGAGUGCUACGGGGUCUUCCAGGGCGAAUCGAGGAUCUUGGUCGGUUGCGGCACGAACGACGACACGUCGGGCGGCAAGGAGAUUGAGGUGCACGCUGGAGAUGUCAUUGUCCUCCCUGCCGGGACGGGACAUUGCUCUCUUCAAAGCAGCGCCGAUUACAGGUAUAUUGGCGUUUACCCAGAGGGAGCCCCGAAAUGGCGUAGCGAGUUGGGCAAAGACGAAGUUGGGGACGCCUUCAGACAGGAGAUCCAGGGCGUGGCUUUGCCAGCGCAAGAUCCGGUCAAUGGAUCAGAGGGACCGUUGUUGAGGUUGUGGACGAAGACAUGA
Fonsecaea multimorphosa CBS 102226 is the source of this 528-nucleotide messenger RNA. RefSeq lists its product as uncharacterized. The transcript is spliced from 3 exons. Lineage: Eukaryota; Fungi; Ascomycota; Eurotiomycetes; Chaetothyriales; Herpotrichiellaceae. The record is from RefSeq and is a predicted model, not a curated record. Bases 1 to 528 code for a protein of 175 amino acids.